UGUGGUCGCUUACAUCAUGACGUCAUAUCAGUGCGACCAGAACGUAACUGUUACAACAGCGGCCUGUGUUUUCACUCGAUCGCUGUAAUUUUUGUCUUCGGUGGAGGAUUUAUCUCUACUGUCCAUCACCAUCAUGAAACUAGUCAGGUUUUUGAUGAAGCUGAGCCAUGAGACGGUUACCAUUGAAUUAAAGAAUGGCACCCAGGUCCAUGGCACCAUCACAGGUGUUGAUGUGAGCAUGAACACCCACCUGAAGGCAGUGAAAAUGACCCUGAAGAACAGGGAGCCCACUCAGCUGGAGUCGCUGAGUAUCCGUGGAAACAAUAUUCGCUACUUCAUCCUGCCAGACAGUCUCCCACUGGACACCUUGCUGGUUGACAUCGAGCCCAAAAUCAAGUCGAAGAAGAGAGAAGCAGUUGCUGGACGGGGACGAGGCAGAGGACGAGGACGUGGUAGAGGAAGGGGACGAGGCCGGGGUGGGCCAAGGAGAUGAUUCUGUGGCCUUGUGGUUUUUUUUUUUUUUUUUUUUUUUUUUCUUGCUAUCCAACUGUUUGUACAGGAUUUUUCAUUUUUGGUCCUUUCUCAGAGGAAACAUUUUGUGUUUUUCAAACAUGCUUUUAGUUACUUUUUUUUUCUUUUCUUAUUUUGUACAUUAAAAAUACCUAAGAGGUAAUCUUGACUGAUCAUUCAGUUCAAUUUCAUUGAUUAUCCUACUUUUUCUGUACAAUGUUGAAUAAAGUGUCUUUGCACAAAAAAUG
Melanotaenia boesemani (Boeseman's rainbowfish) is the source of this 758-nucleotide messenger RNA. RefSeq names its product small nuclear ribonucleoprotein D1 polypeptide (gene snrpd1). NCBI's taxonomy places the organism in Eukaryota, Metazoa, Chordata, Actinopteri, Atheriniformes, Melanotaeniidae. Gene Ontology annotation, biological process: spliceosomal snRNP assembly; RNA processing. The transcript has 4 exons. Gene Ontology annotation, molecular function: RNA binding. The coding region runs from base 134 to 493 and encodes 119 amino acids. Gene Ontology annotation, cellular component: catalytic step 2 spliceosome; U1 snRNP; commitment complex. The record is from RefSeq and is a predicted model, not a curated record.